CGCCACCGGCAAGGACAAAACCCUGCUCCCGAUCGAGGAAGUCACGAUGCCUUCCGACGACGUCAGCGACUUGAGAGACGUCGUCGACGCCAUCAACAAACUCUGCGACACGAUGAAGACUUCCAGCUACGACGAGGACACUUUCGAGAGCUGCUCCCGAUCGGGCAGCGUCGAUUUAGUCGACGCGCUCGUGACUGAGGAGACGAUCCCCGAAGAGACUGUUUUGGAAGAAGUCGAAAGCGACCCCGAUUGGUACGUAGCGUGCCAGGUGGAAAUGGCGGAUCCGAGCGACGUAAUAUUUAAGAAGGUGGAGCAUUACAAUACGGAGACGUGGCGACAAUCCGUCUCUAGGCUAGAGGUGGCGUCUCCAGAGGAUGUAGUCGUGAGCACCGCCGAGACGUAUGUGGCGGAAACGUGGAGAGAUCUGCAAGCGGAAGUUCAGAAAACCGAGCAGGAUAGAUGGAGCGAGUCUUCGAGGGUGGAAAGUUCAGAAUCGGAGCAGAAACCGCACGAUAGACUGAGUGAGAAAUCGACUAGAGAAACGGUAAUUCCAGAGGAAAUAUUGCAGAAAGCCAAACCAGAGACGCAAGAUAGAUGGAGUGAUCCUUCCUCUAGAGAAAUAGUGAGUCCAGAAUUCGUGCAAAGAGCGAAAGUAGAGACGCAAGAUAGAUGGAGUGAUCCUUCAUCUAGGUCAGAAAUAGUGAGUCCGGAGAUAGUGCAGAAACACGAGGGUUCAGUAGAGAGAUGGAGUGAUUCUUCCAUGUCCUUGCCGGGGCAGAUAGAAGAGGAGACGGUGACGUCUGACGAGCGACAAGCUCAUGAAAGCGAGAUGUACUACACAGCUUCGUCUGAAGUCUCCUUGCUCUCCGAUUUGGAGGGAGCUGAUAAAGUACAAGAAGAGCCAGUAGAGAAGGAAGAUGAUAGGAAAGAGUGCGUGAUAGCGGGGCACGUGGCCGCGAUGCGGGAGCGUUUUGAGAGUAUGACGCGCACGAACACGCCGUGCCCGGACCUCAUGCGUUCCGCGUCGCCCGCGCUAGACGCCUUUAGAAACAUUACGCCUUCCCCUGAUCGUUUAGGAUAAAAGGUAGACUACUGGGGA
Molecule: messenger RNA, 1099 nt
Organism: Cydia fagiglandana
Lineage: Eukaryota; Metazoa; Arthropoda; Insecta; Lepidoptera; Tortricidae
Exons: 1
Coding region: 47-1081 (344 amino acids)
Source: RefSeq, a predicted model, not a curated record